UGAAAAGACCGUAUCCUUCUCUAUAAGAUGAAGGAUAAACUUAACAUGGACGAAUCUAACAACAAAAAAGCCAAGCAAAAAGCGUACAGGAAAAAGAUGUCUAGGGCACAAGACUCCGUCCUCAAAUAUAUGGUGAAAAUCAUGGAGGUUUGCAAAGCUCGUGGAUUCGUCUAUGGCAUCGUCUGUGAAGAUGGGAAGCCAAUUACUGGUAGCUCGGAUAGUUUGCGAAAAUGGUGGAAAGAAGAUAUUAGAUUUGAACAAACUGCCCCUAAAGCAAUUGCAAAGUAUUUACCGUUGCUUGGAAAGGAAGAGUUAGAUGCGUCGUCAAGCAUACACCUUCUCCAAGAUCUUCAAGACGCAACACUAGGAUCUCUCCUUUCAGCAUUGAUGCAACACUGUAUGCCGCCACAGAAGAGGUAUCCUUUGGAGAAAGGCGUGGCCCCGCCGUGGUGGCCUAAUGGGUUAGAGGCAUGGUGGGGCGAUCAGGGCUUUUUGGCUCAAGAACACGGGCCACCACCGUAUAAGAAACCCCAUGAUUUGAAGAAGACAUGGAAGGUUUCGGUAUUGGCUUCAGUUAUAAAGCACAUGUCCCCUGACUUAGAGAAAUUGAAAAGGCUCGUGACUCAAUCAAAGACCUUGCAAGAUAAGAUGACCGCGAAAGAUAACGCUACUUGGUCCAAAGUUGUCAGCCAAAAAGAAGCUUUGUUGAGACUUACCAACAAGUGUCUUAAGAUUUUCCCUUCUUUGUUCAACGACGAGGAAAAUAAUAAGGAAGACGGGGAAGGAGAAAUCGAAGUCUUUGAGUCAUCCCCAAUAAGCUCUAUUAAUAAUUCUCUUGAUCAUGUUUUGUUUGGUGGUGUCGGCAGUAGCAGCAACGGAGGCAGUGAAAAAAGAAAGUGUGAUUUUGAUAGUAAUAAUAAUGGUAACAACAACAAUAAUGGUAAUAGCUUUGUGGACAAACCAAUAUAUACAUGCCAGAUUGGAUGA
Arachis stenosperma is the source of this 987-nucleotide messenger RNA. Its product is annotated as ETHYLENE INSENSITIVE 3-like 5 protein. Bases 28 to 987 code for a protein of 319 amino acids. The transcript has 2 exons. Gene Ontology annotation, molecular function: DNA-binding transcription factor activity; DNA binding. Lineage: Eukaryota; Viridiplantae; Streptophyta; Magnoliopsida; Fabales; Fabaceae. Gene Ontology annotation, cellular component: nucleus. The record is from RefSeq and is a predicted model, not a curated record.